AUGGCUACCAAGAGAAAAAAUCCCAUAGAAAACACAAAUACAAGUAAAAAGCUUCAAACCCUAGAGUACUAUGAAUCAAGGGAAGAUGAUCAUGAUCGUGACCGAGACGACAUCACAAUACCUAGCUUUCCGGACCUUGUUAUCGACCAAAUCCUCCAACACCUUCCCACUACACUUGCCGUCAGCGUGAGCAUAUUUUCCAAGCAAUGGAAAGGUGUAUGGUCUUCGGUCCCCGUAUUAGAUUUUGACGAGGGCGAGCCCUAUGAUAACGACGAAAAGCUCGAAAAUCUUCGACGGAAGAAGUUCAUUAAAUUCUUGAGAGGGUGUUUGAAAUUUCGUGAGGAAGACAAGUCCUUAGAUAAGUUCAGGCUUCGCAUGAGAUACCGUGGGAAAAGUAGAAACAUAGAAAAGUGGUUGAGCUUUGCAAUUGAGAGAAGCGUCAAAGUGUUAGAGAUCAGUCUUCCAAGAAAACCUAAAUUCAAAUACUAUUGCCUAUCCAAGACCAUUCUUAAUGCAAAAUCUGUAACAACCUUAAAUUUGGAGAGUUUGAGAAUAACUGAUGACAGCACUUCUCAUCCCAUAAGCCUUCCAUCUGUGAAAACUUUGUCACUCAAAACUGUGCACUUUGGUCGCCGGGCUUUCUCCAAUUUAAUUUCACGGUGCCCUUCUAUCGAGUGCUUGACACUAACUUCGUUGUUGUGGGAUUUCUAUGGUCGUCUCUGCGGCACGGGGGCAAUGCGUGCUCCCAGCCUGCUAUUGAUACUGGCUACUGAGUUAUAUGCCCUGAAAAUUGGAACUUUCUUUGCAGUGGAUGCUUCCUUUUCUCCACUUCUAGUUGAGUCUGAUUCCUUGAGUGCUAUUCAACUCCUUCUUAAUAAGGAGGAGACCUGCUACGGGGUGGAAGGAGCUCUUGUGGACAAACUCCACUGGCUACUUGCUUCUUCGUUGUCCCUCUCUGUGAAGGAAGUUGAGGUUCCACCCCAAAACCAAUUGGCAGUGGGGGGAGUAGCCAAACUCCUUAUAAGCCCUUGCUAG
Messenger RNA from Prunus avium (sweet cherry), 1035 nucleotides. Its product is annotated as F-box/FBD/LRR-repeat protein At5g22700-like. Lineage: Eukaryota; Viridiplantae; Streptophyta; Magnoliopsida; Rosales; Rosaceae. Gene Ontology annotation, molecular function: protein binding. The record is from RefSeq and is a predicted model, not a curated record.